Messenger RNA from Soboliphyme baturini, 1370 nucleotides. Lineage: Eukaryota; Metazoa; Nematoda; Enoplea; Dioctophymatida; Soboliphymatidae. The record is from the annotation of a GenBank genome assembly.
AUGUGCAAAUCUCCUAUGUUUGGAACCAUGCUGGUGCUGGCUAAAGUGUUCAUUUAUUCGACAUUAGCAUAUUUAUUCAUUAUAUUAAUUUUAUUUAAUUAUGUGUAUCACCAUCACAUAUUGUCUGUUAUCUUACAGAUACGCAGAUGGAUCCGGCAGAAUCUUCUUCUUGUUCUCACCUUCAUUUCGGUGAUUCUUGGCGUGUUACUGGGCUUCCUUAUCCGAAUGGCUCGCCCGUCAGAUACCACCGUGCUGCUGCUCUCUUAUCCUGGAGAGAUUUUCAUGAACAUUCUAAAAUUGCUGGUGUUGCCCCUGAUCAUCACUUCCGUCAUAUCGGGUCUGUCGCAGCUGGACGUCCGGUCAUCAGGCAGAAUCGGCUUUUACGCCUGCAUGUACUACAUGCUGACAACGUUCGUCGCCGUCGUCUUGGGCAUCUCUCUGGUACUACUGAUACACCCGGGGGACGUUUCUACGAGGCUGAACCUACCGACAGCUGAAAACAAAUCGGUGCAUACACUUGACACCAUACUAGAUUUGAUCAGAAACAUGUUUCCGGAGAACAUCAUUCAGGCGGCGAUUCAGCAGGUGCAAACCAUUCACGUUCCUGAGGAGGUAAAUCCUCAUGCCAGUUCAGCAGCAACAGCAACAAAUGCCACCGUCAGUGAUGAAAACGUUAUCAACAACAUGAUCACUAAACUUGUUCGCAAGCUCGAAUUCAAACCGGGUAUCAAUGUUCUAGGUGCAUUAGCCGCUUUCGCUCACUCACUCGCUAACUUAACAAUCACACUAAACUACCAUUGUUUAGGGAUCAUCGUUUUCUGCAUCGCCUUUGGAAUGAUGUGUGCGUAUCUGGGGAAACGAGUCGUUGCAGUGGUCAGCUUCUUCGACGGUCUCAAUCAUAUUAUCAUUGCUCUGACAUCAUUGGCCAUCUGGUACUCACCAAUCGGUAUACUGUCUAUGAUAAUUGGACGCAUUGUUAACAUAGCAGAUUUGGCAGUAACCGCUCAGAUGCUCGGUUUGUACAUGACCACCGUUCUCUUGGGCCUGAUCAUUCAUUGCUUGGCCGUUUUACCAUUAAUCUUUCUUCUGUCGACCCGCCAGAAUCCAUACAAGUUCAUGCGUGGAAUUUUGAAAGCAUGGAUCACUGCCAUAGGAACUUCGUCAAGCGCUGCGACUUUGCCCGUUACAUUUCGGUGUAUGGAAGAAGAAAACCACGUGGAUAAACGAGUGACAAGUUUCAUCCUGCCCGUCGGAGCAACGAUCAAUAUGGAUGGCACAGCUUUGUACGAAGCUGUUGCUGCGAUCUUCAUCGCUCAAAUGAAUGGAAUAAAUCUCACUUUUGGUCAAGUAGUGAUCGUCAGGUAUUAAAA